Cherax quadricarinatus is the source of this 5078-nucleotide messenger RNA. RefSeq names its product synaptosomal-associated protein 25. Gene Ontology annotation, cellular component: SNARE complex; mitochondrion; plasma membrane. The record is from RefSeq and is a predicted model, not a curated record. Lineage: Eukaryota; Metazoa; Arthropoda; Malacostraca; Decapoda; Parastacidae. Gene Ontology annotation, biological process: synaptic vesicle fusion to presynaptic active zone membrane; mitochondrial tryptophanyl-tRNA aminoacylation; exocytosis. Gene Ontology annotation, molecular function: ATP binding; syntaxin binding; SNAP receptor activity.
UUGAGGUUGAUGGAGGUUCAGAUGUGUGUCGUCUGCCAGACGGGAGACUUGUGCUGCGAUCAAUACUACACUACACCCGCCUUUGUGUCCACCCUUCCUCUUCUCUCCCUCCUAACACCUUAACGAACAAGACACCAUGGCUACGGAGACGAUGGGUGACGUGGCAUUGGAACCCAGGUCUGACCUGCAGGAACUGCAGUUUAAGGCCAACCAACAGACAGAUGAGACCUUAGAGUCCACACGACGGAUGCUCUCACUAUGCGAAGAGAGCCAAGAUGCUGGUGCCAAAACGUUAUAUAUGUUAGGAGAGCAAGGGGAACAACUGGACCGCAUUGAGGAAGGUAUGGAUCAGAUUAAUGCCGACAUGAAGGAAGCCGAGAAAAAUCUGACUGGAAUGGAAAAGUGCUGCGGUCUUUGUGUCUUGCCAUGCAACAAAUCAUCACAGUUUAAAGAAGAUGAAUCAACCUGGAAAGGCAAGGAGGAUGGUGUAGUGAGCUCACAACCUCAGCGAGUAAUGGACGACCGUAAUGGAUUAGGUGCAUCUGGUGGAUACAUCGGACGCAUUAGUAAUGAUGCUCGUGAAGAUGAGAUGGAGGACAACAUGGGCCAGGUCAACACCAUGAUUGGCAACCUACGUAACAUGGCUAUCGAUAUGGGCUCUGAAAUAGAAAACCAGAAUAGACAAAUUACCAGAAUCAAUGCCAAGGGCACCUCCAACGUGACUCAUGUUACUGAAGCUAAUGAGAAAGCUGGCAAACUUCUUAAAUCAUAAAUCCAGAGAUAUGCAUUUUCUUCUCAUUUAUUUAUUAAAAUAAAUGGAGGCGGGCUCCAACACUGCGAGAGUAAACAUGGCCAAUGAAAGGGCUGGAUCCCUGCUGAAGAAUGCAUAAAUAUUGAGACUGCAUUUGCUUUUAAUAAGCUGAUGACAAAUCCAGGGCCAGUACAACAUCUGAUGGAUAAGUUUCUGAUAAUAUACUUGAAGAUACGUAUUUCAUUCGGGAUUUGUUACAUAUCCCCAAUUGUAUAUUCAGCUGUUUUACAGUGACCAAUAUUUCAUGAUGUUAUGCUGUUCUUACUUAUUCAGUAUGCCUACAUAAGAUAAAUUACUAAUAUGGCUGAUAAAAGGUUUAUCAGUUUUGUCUUAGGACUAGUAACUUUAUAGCUGACUUCAAGCAAAUUUGAACUAUAGGUCCUCUUAUAUUGUGACUCCAAUAAUAGGCAUAGAAAUUAUUGAUCAUCUCAAAGGUAAGACACUGGCCCCUUGCCUAAGAGAACAACACUGUUAUACUUUUCCUUGUGUAGAGUAUUGAAACUUGUUUUGUUAUUGUUAUAUACCAUUUGUUAAUUUUGUAGAUAUAGAAAACAUCAUCCAAAACACAUGGAAAAGUUUCAUCAUUUCUUUUAAUUUGAACAUUGAAGAAUCACUUUCUCUUAACUCUUUCAUUCAUUCAUACUUGACUCCACCUAUAUAUAAUUUAGUUUUUGUUUUAAAAUUAAUCAUCAUUUUUUUUUUUAAUCAUAAACUUACCAGAUAUACUGUGAGUAUUUAGUUUGUCAUAUUCAUCUGUGUACUUGUGUUUUCACAAGCAACUUUCAGUCUUUAGUAAGUUUUCCCAUUCUAGAGUCUUUAUAUGUCUGCAGAAGACUGAUUAUUCUUUGUGAUAACACCUCUUAAGACCAGUCUAGUAACCUCUUAUAAAAUAUAGAUAAGAUUACCAGUGAUGAGCUUUAAAUACUGCUUCAAUAUGACAUUUUUCCAACAUUAGGAAAUCAGUCAUGCUGAAUGGCAGCCCAGUGCUCAUAUUGGCCUUUCUCAUCUCAAAUACAUCAGACCUACUAUAGUAGUUACUGUUUGGCCCAUUAUAGUUGCAACUAACCACAAACUAUUAUCUUUGUCUAAGAGAGAAUCAUAUCUGUGGCUUGCUUUGUUCUUCUUACUCUUUACAAAUGUGGGGGCUUUGCUUCAAUUACAGUUGGAAGGUUUUGAAAGUAAGGAAUUGAUCACUGGGUUGACUUGACCAUCAACAAUGUCCAGCGAUUGACUACUAGCUGGUGUACUUGUUAAUCUCUGAGUGUUGAUUAGUUAUUGGUCUAAGAGCAAUUCAUCUCUACAUCUGUAUUUUCUCAUACUGUAUAGUUUAACUAUCUCAUUCAUAAUGUAAAUGGACUAAGCAUUUAUGAAUAGUUAGUCAUUUUUCACUAAGAGCUAAAGAAAGUCUUACUUUAGAGUUGCAUAUUUGGCCUUCAGUGGGUAUAAGUUUGCUGGAACAAUGAAUCCCCCACCUCCUUUCCUGUAUUUUCAUGCAUUAUGACUUAAAAAAUAAUAGGGCUGCAUAUUGAAGCAGACUUGGGAUAAUUUUAAUUUCAAAUAUUGGCUCUAAUAUGUUAGAAAAAUUUAAUAGAUUAGCAAACUGAAAUUUGUAUGAAGCUUAUGUAGGGUUUUUAUAAUUUUUAUAACAAGCUUGGUGGCAGAGGAAUACUUUGGCUAAGGAAUAGUUGUCAUUGUUAGUUUUAUUUCAUGGUAACACAGUUAAGGAAUCUUUUUAUUCUUUUUCUGGUACUACAUUCAUCAUCUGUUUAUUUUAUAUUUUCCUAUAGUUCUGAUUUUCUGAAGUCUCUAGUUUUCACAGUUUUAAAAUGAGGGAUCAAAACUAGACUCUUAGCCAGGUAAUAUCUGUGCCACCAUUGUACAUUCGAACAGCUUUUGAAAAUAAAUGAGGUUACUCCUACAAAAAAUAUAAUUCAUAUAAAUCCUGAUCUGCCUAUCCAUUGAUAAUAAGGUAUUUGUAUAGCUAUUCAUAAUUUGCUUCAGAUUAUUGUUUUUGGCUGCAUUACAGUCAGUCCAUACUAUUCUCAAGUUCCGUAGAGUCUAGUAGGUUGUUAUUUGAGUUGGAAAAGAUGGUCUUGUGGUACAGCAGUAAUGUGGGAUGUGUUUAAAGCUUUAGUGCAUGUCACUUAUUCACUUAUAUAGUGAGUGGCAAAAAUACAUGAAGAGGGAUACCUCUUUUUUAAUCCCAUUAUAUAGUAAUAUAUGUAAUACUCUCAUAUAUGCAAUGAAUAAAGAGAAUGUAUGAUUACAUUCAGACUCGAGAUAAGUUACAUUUCAUCAUGAAAUAUUUAUUUGAAAACAAUUCAGGUUUGUCUCCUCAUUUUAUAGUCUACAAAUUCAUCAUUGUUAUUAUAAAACGUAUCAGUAUUAGGGCUGCUGAAUCCAGAUAAGCUCAUGAAUUUACAAAUAUUUUAUGAUUAAGAUUGGUGUAGAUUUUGUACAGUCAAGUGUUUGCUGAUUGUGGCACAUGGUUGUAAGCUGUGAUAUUCUACCUUGGUUUAAACAUGCAAAUAACAUAUUCACAUGUUAGGCCAUAUCAAAACUAAUGAAAAUGGUAAGAUUUUGGUAGAAGAUUUUCUUAGUACUUUUUUGCAUGGCGUUUUCUGUAGGUUGAUAAUCUUUUUAUAGUAUUUUUUUUUUUAUUAGCAGGUGAUACAGUCCACAUUUAAUUUUAAUAUUGUGAUAAGUCACAGUGCAGUUGUGUACAAGCUAUUGAAGAAUGCUCCACAAAUGUGCAUGCCGUGGGUCACUAAAAUUUUAACAAUGAUUGGUUGCAGAGCUAGGUUGUUGUCGUUGCAACUUCUAUAUCUUAUCCACAUGCCACCAAUAUUGAUUUGACUCUAGUUACUGAGGAGUAAGGAAAAAAUAGUAUUGGUAAUGAGUUGCAUUUAGGGUGUAUCAGUGCAAGUAGGGAAAAACAAGAUUUAGGAUGAAGUGAAUUCUAGUAGUCUUUUAACUUGAGUUCUGAGCAACUUAAGUUAUCAAAGGCAAUUACAGUUCACAUAUCUUAAGAAAUCUGGCCUUGCUUGUCAAGCUAAUUGUUACCAACUUAAAAGAAAUUGAUAACCUUAUGGGUAGUACCUUUGUAAAUUAUCAUAAUUUACAAGUGUAAAAGAGCCCUUCAUUAUUUUAACUGGAGAUGCCUUUUUAAAGUGAGUAUAAAACUUUCCUAUGGUUUUGCAUAGGAGUGAACUAUCCACAGCACAAUAUGGUGGCAUAUCUAGUAUUUAGCCAUAGAUCUUCAUGUCUUUUUUCUAUUGUGAUUUGUGUAGUAGUGGUUUGUAAAAGGCAGAGAAGGCCCACCCAAUUUUUUCUCGUGUAUCUUCUCUGUGUUGGUUCAUCCCCAGGAGAGUGGAAGGGAUAUCCUUUAUGGAGUCAUGGAGCAGCCCCUCUCCAUUUUUUAUAUACAAAGAAUAAUAAAUAAGUGUAAAGUUAGGGAGCAGUGCAUUGAGAUGACUGGUUGAUGUUACAAUCUAAUUGUUUCUAUUAUACAUUGAGAUCAAUUUAGUUUUGUGUAUAGUAUAAUAUUUAAUAUAAGAUUUAUGACACUUUAAAGAGAAUAGCAUUGGGAAGAAAGGAGGUUAUAUAUCAUUAAUUUUAAACACCACAAAACCAUUGUUAGUUGUUUUGCAUGUCUGCAAUGUGUAUGAUAUGGGCAGCAAUGCACUGCUCCUUCAUCAUCACACCAGUUAUGUUGCCAGGCUGCUCCCUCCCUAUUACCACCAUCUUUCUCUUCAUGCUCCCCUCUGGAUUAUUGGUUUUUAUCUUACUGAUUUUUCUUCUCUCCAUUCCAUUAUUUCUGGUUAUGCCAUUGUUGACCUGCUUCUGUCAUUAACAAAUGAUUGAACCAGAGAGGAAUUGUUACACAAUAAGUGAUUUUUACUUUGUGAUUACAAAAAUGUUGACCAUGGAUGUUUGCUCUUAAUAUAAGGCCUGUACAAGAUAUGCUCAUUUAUUUAUACGGUUAGGAUUAAAAUAUUACAUAGGGGUCUGAAUCACAAUAGUGGUUUUGAUACAGGGCUGGAAGAAUCUGCUAGUUUAUUAAACAAGGCACAGCUCUGCAGAUACCUGAGUUUUGUCUUGCUCUCCAGACACUCCAUUGGUGUGCAUAAAUAUGAAAAAACAAGAAUACAGGUAGAUAAAGGGAAAAAAGAAAACUAAAUUUGUAGUAUUUUUCCUGGUUUUCUCAUAGGGGAGCAUUUGUUAUAGUACAUACAUACGUAUCAUUUAAUAAAGAUGUAAACCAUUA